AGUUUGGGACCUGAAGCUUGAGCAAGCUUGAGCACAAGCUUUGAGCCUUGUGAGGUCAGCAACUGCCUGCAUCCCCCCGCUUCCCAGAUUUCUCGAUUUCUGGCCAUUAGCCAUUCGAAUUUGACUUUCAGCCUCUUUCGGUCGCAGAUCAUUUAGCAUUUCUGGUUCGUCACCUUACUCGUGCGCGUGCGCCCGGCGAAUGUGCAUUGGCAUUAUUCCCACAUCAACUAUUCCGUAUACCAAUCAGCAUUUACAGCUCCCACGACAACCCAUUCGUCCUCAAUUCUACCUCUCAAAUAAAAAAAAAUAAAAAACAUCGGAAUCACCUGAGUUCUUUGCGCACCGAGCGCACAAAACACAGCCAACAUGUCUGAAUUCCUCGGUUCACGAAUAUCACUCAUCUCCAAGAGCGACAUCCGCUACUCUGGUGUACUCCACGAGAUCAAUUCCGAGGAGUCAACCGUAUCACUCGAAAAUGUCAGGUCAUUCGGUACCGAAGGCCGCAGGGGGAAGCCUGAGGAGGAGAUCUCUCCCUCUGACCAGGUCUACGAGUACAUUGUCUUUCGCGGCAGCGAUGUGAAGGACCUGCGCAUCGAGGAAACCGCCCCCGCCAAAGAGAACAAGCCUCCUGUUAUGCCCGAUGACCCUGCAAUUGUUGGCGCAAGAGCUCGUCCUGUCGGCCCUCAAGGCCCUCAAGGCCCUGUCCCCGGCCCGCAGAACCCUCCUGGCGGUUUCAACCAACAAUCGCCUUUCCAGCAACAACCGCCUUUUUACCCUCCGGGACCUGGUGGACCAUGGGGAGGCCAAGGUGGUCCUGGCCCCGACCCUCGAUUCGGUGGCAUGCCCUAUCCUCCUCCACCCGGCUGGUUCCCUCCCGGGCAAGGCUUCCCUCCUGGCCCUCCUGGUCCUUUCAACCCUUAUGGAUACCCUCCCGCGGGACCUCAUGGUCACCCUGGUGUGCCUGGACCCAACAUGGGAGGCCCGCCUCAGCAGGAUAAGCCCGCCCCCAUUGGUGCUGGCGCCGCUCCUGGGCCUGACAAGUCUCGGUCUAUUGCGACUUCUUCGCAAGAGCUUGCCGGUGAGCACAGACAAGCCGGACAGCCCCCAAACCAACCCGCAACUGCUUCCGCGCCUACGCCGCCGGUCGAUUCGAAACCCUCUGCCGCUGAGGUAAAGGCUACUGCCGAGUCGUUGGCCGCGAACGCACCGGCCAAAGGCCCACAACAACAGAGAAAUAACGCGCCGACUGGCCCUAGAAACAACCGAGUACAGCCCGCUGUCCCAUUCCCAAACGCUAUUCUUCAGAGGGGCUCAGGGCCACAGGGCAUUCCUCAAACUGCUGCCGUGGCAGCAGCUGUAAAGCCAGCAGAGCCGGCCAAUGCACCAGUCACGGCCGCUUCCCUUCGAGAUGCAACGCAGCAGGCUAAGGCAGCAGUUGCAGUAGCCAUGGCCAAGCUUGAUGCUACCAACGCAGGCUUUGCUGGGCCCUCGGCGAACGGCACAGGGAACGCUGUUGACAACCUCGCCAGCCGGGUGGACGAGAUGAGAGUCAAUGCCACCCGAGGAGGUCCCAACCGGGGUCGUGGCCGUGGUGGCAAUCGUCAGGGAGGCAACGCCAAGGUUGAGGUCCCGGACGCAGAUUUUGAUUUCGGCGCCGCCAACGCAAAGUUUAACAAGCACGACCUUGUCAAGGAGGCCAUUGCCAGCGGCUCACCUUUGGAAGAGGUGCCAACUGGUGUUACCCCCGAGCUUGAGGAGGCUCCCAGUAGCGAGACCGCGCCUCCAGCAUAUAACAAGACCACGUCUUUCUUCGACAACAUCUCCAGCGAAGCCAAAGACCGUGCCGACAGCAGCGGUCCAAAGCCUGGUGGCCGCGAGUGGCGCGGAGAGGAACAGCGCAAGAACAUGGAGACUUUCGGCCAAGGAAGCGUUGAUGGCGGUUUCCGAGGUGGUUACCGCGGCCGUGGUCGUGGUCGAGGCCGUGGUCGUGGUGGACGUGGUGGUUUCAGACCUAGAGGUGAGAGCCAGGGCGCGCCUCAAUAGUCUAGGUCCACGUAACGGAAGGGCAUGGACAUCAGACACGCCUUUGUCAACGAAACUCGAACGGUGUGCCCGUUCUUUUUGUACAGCUUGUAGCAUUACGACAUCAUAUGAGGUUGCUUACGAGGAUCACAAAAUGAAAAGGCGUCAGGUGGUUUUGAUGGUGGCCGAGGAUUUGCCAAAGGCGACUGGGAUUGAACAUAUACACGCCGGUCCGUAUUUAUUGGCUUGAUGGCGAUCUUCCUUACCAAAGCGGUCGGUUUGAACGCAUAGCUCAUGCAGCGUUCUCAAAAAUAAAAGCCACAAACCACACAAACCAGUCGGUACAGAAAACGAUUCGUGAUAAACAAUGGCUUGAAAUUGCUGUGGCCUCCACAUGACACCCAUGCUGACUUGGGCAUCAGUGGCUUCCAUUGAUGUGCCGCACAGAUGAAACGACUAUAUACCUGCUGUUAUAAGUUUAUGAUGCUUUUCUACUCCCAAUCUGUCAUUUCCGUGAAUA
Messenger RNA from Truncatella angustata, 2542 nucleotides. RefSeq names its product Scd6-like Sm domain-containing protein. Gene Ontology annotation, cellular component: P-body. Bases 367 to 2043 code for a protein of 558 amino acids. The transcript is spliced from 3 exons. NCBI's taxonomy places the organism in Eukaryota, Fungi, Ascomycota, Sordariomycetes, Amphisphaeriales, Sporocadaceae. Gene Ontology annotation, molecular function: mRNA binding. The record is from RefSeq and is a predicted model, not a curated record. Gene Ontology annotation, biological process: P-body assembly; cytoplasmic stress granule assembly.